AUGUUAAAGGGUACCAUCAUUGAUUGUUUGGGGCCAGAGCGUUCAGCCGCCGUGGCAUCAAGAGGAAAAUGGUGUGGAUGUCUAUCAGGAACGAGCCAUGGAAAUCAUGGAAACCAUGGCGAAUGUUCCCUACAUUCUUCAUACAAAGCGGAUCCAGCUAAAAUUGUCAGAGUGAAAAAAAUACCGACAACUACGAGACGAACGCUUUUUUUGCCAAAUCCUCUGGAGACAAAGGAACUGGAAAAAAUGAGUUCAUCAUUCCUUACAACGGAGAAAUCAUCAUUUCUAUUCCUGAGCUUCAAAUUCGAAUACAAGGAAAAUGGUGAAACACAUACGUACCCGUUCAAAACUGGUCGUAGGUUUUACAUCGAUCCUACAAAAUGUGGAAACUCCGCUCGAUUUGCCAAUCAUAGUUGUGAGCCAAACAUGAUUGCGAAGAAAUGGAUGGCCAACAAUCGAAAGGAAGGAUUCAAAGCGAUUGGGUUCGUCGCUAACAAGGAUAUCAGAAAGGGUGCUGAACUCACCAUCAACUACGGGAAACGAGUCAGAGAUGUCUCCGUGGGAAGAGAAAAUGCAAAGGAUGGAUUGGCAUGA
Messenger RNA from Caenorhabditis briggsae, 594 nucleotides. Gene Ontology annotation, molecular function: protein binding; histone H3K36 methyltransferase activity. Gene Ontology annotation, cellular component: chromatin; nucleus. Bases 1 to 594 code for a protein of 197 amino acids. The transcript is spliced from 4 exons. Lineage: Eukaryota; Metazoa; Nematoda; Chromadorea; Rhabditida; Rhabditidae. Gene Ontology annotation, biological process: regulation of DNA-templated transcription. The record is from RefSeq and is a predicted model, not a curated record.